Ceutorhynchus assimilis (cabbage seed weevil) is the source of this 643-nucleotide messenger RNA. The record is from the annotation of a GenBank genome assembly. Lineage: Eukaryota; Metazoa; Arthropoda; Insecta; Coleoptera; Curculionidae.
UCUUUUUUAAUAUUAGAACAAGUGGGGUGUAAUAAUAGCUAUAAGUAUGUUGUUGGAAAAAUAUAUGAAAUCAUAACAACAAGUGAUCUUGAUUUGGAAAUUAUAUAAAAAUAUGAAGGUGUUUGUGUUGGUUACUGUCCUAGGACUUGCUUCUUGUGCUAGCUUAGACAACCUUUACUUACCAAGUCAAAGGCUUACCAAUCAAGCUUCUGAAAGCCACAAUCAGGUGCCAAUUUUAAAAUUCAAUUCCAACAAUGAUGGCGAAGGCACUUACCAAUACAACUAUGAAACUGGUAACAGUAUUUCUGCUCAAGAACAAGGUGACGCUAGAGGUGAUGGUACCAAAGCUCACGGUUCCUAUUCAUACAUAGCACCAGAUGGCCAACAUAUUUCCAUUACAUACACUGCUGACGAAAACGGUUUUGUGCCACAAGGUAGUCAUAUUCCGACUCCACCGCCGAUUCCAGAAGCUAUUUUGAAAGCUCUGCAAGAAAACGCAGCAGCUGAAGCUAGAGGAGUUUUCGAUGACGGACAGUAUCGUGGAGAAGGACUGAGUGAGGGACAAUACAAGAACGAAGGUGUUGAAACUUUUGCCAGAGUCAAGUCUGGAGGUUAUGCUGCUAAUGGAGGAUAUACAUAUUGA